GGAACUGCUGCUAUGGGAGUGUGAGAGAGCAAAUUUCUGAACCGGGAGAGUUCCCAGGGAGUAAAAUGCAAGAUGAGGCAGUAUGUGCAAGUUCCAACUGUUGAGCAAGAAAAAGCCUAUGAUUAUAAUUCUGCUUUUGAACCGAGACCGUGUAUGUGUUUGGGAGUUUGCUGUUGCUGUGCUGCGCUAAGACCUCGCUACAAGCGUCUGGUGGAUAACAUAUUUCCUGAAGAUCCAAAAGAUGGUCUUGUGAAAGCUGACAUGGAGAAGUUGACUUUCUAUGCAGUUUCUGCACCAGAAAAGCUGGAUCGAAUUGGGGCUUACCUGGCAGAGAGACUGAGCAGGGAUGUUGUCAGACACCGCUAUGGUUAUGUUUUAAUUGCCAUGGAGGCAUUGGACCAACUUCUGAUGGCUUGUCAUUCUCAAAGCAUAAAACCAUUUGUGGAAAGCUUCCUUCAUAUGGUGGCCAAGCUUCUGGAAUCAGGCGAACCAAAGCUGCAAGUCCUUGGAACUAAUUCUUUUGUCAAAUUUGCCAACAUUGAGGAAGACACACCUUCCUAUCACAGACGCUACGACUUCUUUGUGUCUCGGUUCAGUGCCAUGUGUCAUUCAUGUUACCCUGAUCCAGAAAUACAAACUGAGAUCCGAAUUGCUGGAAUCAGGGGCAUUCAGGGAGUGGUUCGAAAAACAGUUAACGAUGAACUUCGAGCAACUAUAUGGGAACCUCAGCACAUGGACAAGAUCGUCCCAUCACUGCUGUUCAACAUGCAGAAAAUAGAAGAUAUUGACAGCAGAAUAGGCCCUCCAUCCUCUCCGACAGGAGGAGAGAAAGAGGAAAAUCCUGCUCUGCUGGCCGAGAAUUGUUUCAGAGAACUACUAGGACGAGCAACCUAUGGAAAUAUGAAUAAUGCUGUCAGACCAGUUUUUGCGCAUUUAGACCACCAUAGACUAUGGGAUCCUAAUGAAUUUGCUGUUUCCUGCUUUAAAAUCAUCAUGUAUUCUAUACAGGCACAAUAUUCCCAUCAUGUCAUACAAGAAAUCCUUGGACACCUUGACGUCCGCAAAAGGGACUCCCCACGAGUCCGUGCCGGCAUUAUUCAAGUUCUUUUGGAAGCAGUUGCAAUAGCAGCUAAAGGAUCAAUAGGCCCCACAGUUCUGGAGGUGUUUAAUACCUUGUUGAAGCACUUGCGCAUCAGCGUUGACUUCGAGCUGGGUGACAGGCGCAGCUCAGCGGGAAGUGCUGCUUUCAGCACGAGCUCCAAGGAGAGCGAUGAGAGGAUUGUCCAGAAUGCAAUUAUUCAAACAAUUGGAUUUUUUGGAAGCAAUCUUCCAGAUUACCAGAGAUCAGAGAUUAUGAUGUUCAUUAUGGGCAAAGUACCUGUUUUGGGGACUUCACAAUCACUGGAUACCAGCCACCUUGGAGAUUUGGGAACUAGAAGGAUUCAGAUCAUGUUACUGAGAUCUUUACUUAUGGUGACUUCAGGAUACAAAGCCACAACGAUCAGUAAUGCACUUCCUCCCCCGUUCCUGGACCCGUUACUGUCUCCUUCACUCAUGGAGGACUCUGAGCUCAGGCAGCUGGUCCUGGAAAUCCUGCAUAACCUCAUUGAUCGGCACGACAACCGAGCGAAGCUCAGAGGGAUACGAAUAAUACCAGAUGUUUCUGAUCUAAAGAUAAAACGAGACAAGAUUUCAAGGCAGGAUGUGAGCUUCAUGAAAAAGCAUGGUCAGCAGCUGUACAGACACAUCUACUUAGGCUGCAAAGAAGAAGACAAUGUCCAAAAAAACUUUGAACUCCUGUUUACAUCUCUAGCUCUUACCACAAUUGAACUGGCCAAUGAAGAAGUGGUUAUUGACCUCAUUCGAUUGGCUAUUGCCUUGCAGGACAUUGCCAUCAUCAACGAGGAUAAUCUACCAAUGUUUAAUCGUUGUGGUGUCAUGGCAUUGGUUGCAGCCUAUCUAAACUUUCUGAGUCAGAUGAUUGCAGUUCCUGCCCUUUGUCAGCAUGUCAGCAAGGUCAUUGAAACCAGAAGUGUGGAAGCAUCUUAUUUCCUCCCAGAAACAAUUUUCAAAGACAAAUGCAAUCUUCCAAAAUCCUUAGAGAAGCAUGAAAAAGACUUAUUUUUCCUGACGAACCAGAUUGCAGAAUCAUUAGGAGGCAGUGGAUACAGUGUGGAAAGAUUGUCAGUUCCGUAUGUACCCCAGGUAACAGAUGAAGACAGACUCUCCAGGAGAAAAAGCAUUGUGGACACAGUGUCUCUUCAGGUGGAUAUUCUGCCUGGCAACAACACAGAGGAUAAGAUUGAUAAUACUGAAGAAAUCACCUUUGAAGCUUUGAAGAAAGCCAUUGAUAACAAUGGACUUGAAGAACAGGAAAAGGAAAAAAGGCGUCUUGUGAUUGAAAAGUUCCAAAAAGCGCCAUUUGAAGAAAUCGCAGCCCAGUGUGAAACCAAAGCAAACUUGCUUCAUGACAGACUUGCACAGAUACUGGAACUCACCAUUCGUCCUCCGCCUAGCCCCUCAGGAACGAUGACCAUUACUGCUGGACAUGCUCAUUACCAUUCUGUUCCAGUCUAUGAGAUGAAGUUUCCAGAUCUUUGUGUGUAUUAAGUGUCUUCUGAAGUCUGCUGGACAUUAUUUAGAAUAGAGUACAAUAGAAAGAACAAGAUGAGUUUUCAAAUUUUAUUGUUUACUGUAUCUAAACUAAGUAAUAUAAUGAUGGACAUGAGCCAAAUACAGAUUACUUUAGCCAAAUUCAUGAAAUUGUCUUGAAUUGUUUUCUUCUGUAAUAUAUUGUAAGUUAGGUUUUUCAUAGAUCAUGUUGAUUCAUUUUCAUAUUUGAGUACAUGUAAAAGUCAGAUAUAAAACUUGUCUUGCCAUACAGGUGAAUAUUUCAGUUACUCUAGGAAUUUGUGUUGCCGCAAAUUCCUUUAAUUGGAGAUACUGUAACUGAAGAACCUGUUAAAUCUUUUUUUUUUCCCCUUUUUUUUGGUUGGUUGGGUUUUUUUCUCAUCUCCACCUCAAUUCUAUGUCUAACUAGAAUGCUUUUGCCUUGCUUCAUUUCAUUAAAUGUAACCAGUGGAGCGCUACCGUCGCUCCCUUUUGUUCAUACUGUCAUAGCUAGUCAACUUGUUUGGUUUGAAAUAUAUGGAAAAAAACCAAUACCUUACAUGUGUUCAAGUACAAUGAAUGAAUUAAUGGACACCUGUUAAGUAUUUUUUGGAUGCAUCACAUAACAUGCUUUUUAGAUAAAUAUGCCCAGUAUAUGUCCUGUGUUUCUUGCUAAAAGUUUAAUGCUUUGCAUAAGAGAAGAGAAAUCUCCUCUCGAAGCAAGAAAUUGUGCAAUAUUUUUCGUGUCUUAAGGUGUAUGGUUUACAGACUGUACUUUUGAAAACAUAGUAGUAUUUACUGUCUGCUUUAGUAUAAAUACACGAGAGAAUUUAGUAUAGCAGAAGAUAAACUGAGGGCAUUUUAAAUAAUAAUUAAUGAAAUUAUAAAUAUAUUCUAUGAGGCAUUUCUCUGUAGUUUAUUACAGCUUUUUAGUGAUAUUUUAGAAAUUGAAAGAAAACUAAAUGAAACCAUUUAAAGAUCAAGAAUUUAUUACAUAUAUUUUCAAGCAAAAGCAUUUUUAGAGAUGCAUCUCUGUGUUUUGUUUUUGUUUCAUUUCUCAAAACUUUAAGGUAACUUUCAUAGGUUUAUGUAUCUGAGCAUACUAUUAAAUGUAAAUAAAGUAAAAGUGAUACAGGAAAUCACUGACUUUUGAUGAUAAUUGCCAAGACUGUCUUUAUGACUCACUAAAUUCUGCAGGCAAAAAGGAAAAACAGCAUUCAUUGAUGCCAUGCAUAUUAAGUUUGAAGUCCCUUAAUCUCUCUGAAUCUGACUGAAGCAGCACAAACAUGAAUGAAUGCUCUCAAAAAUCUGUAAUAAAUGUAGACAUUUAAUUUAGCCAGUGGUUUGCAUGAACAGUGAUCAGGCCGUGAACAAAGUGAUCUAACUUCAGUUAACCCUGCUUUGAGCAGGAGCUUGGUUUAGAUGACUUUCAGAAGUCCCAACCUAAAUUAAUCUUUGAUUGCAUAACUCUACCAUCUGAAGGGUUAUCAGCCCAGCUAAUUUGCUGAGUGUUUGAAGCACUUGCAAACCCACUGUAAGAAGGAUUUUAAGUUUUUUGAACUGUAGUUCAGUAUUCAGCUGAACUACUUUUAAAAGCCUGAUGUGACAUAACAUCAGACAAAUAUCAGCUACUUAAACCUAUGAGAUGACAUGCUGAGACUUUCAGAAGGCAUUCACAAAGCUCAAAAGGUAAUUGAGACCUUCUUUUCAGUUUAACAGUGCAAUCACAGCUGUUAGUGGAUGACGAAACAGCCCCUUAUCUACAGCAUUCCGUUGCGAUUUUUACUGCUGCAGCGUAUCAGCCUGAUCAGACCACAGUCUACACAUAAA
Messenger RNA from Corapipo altera (White-ruffed manakin), 4440 nucleotides. RefSeq names its product EFR3 homolog A (gene EFR3A). Gene Ontology annotation, cellular component: plasma membrane. Gene Ontology annotation, biological process: protein localization to plasma membrane. The transcript has 23 exons. Bases 73 to 2610 code for a protein of 845 amino acids. Lineage: Eukaryota; Metazoa; Chordata; Aves; Passeriformes; Pipridae. The record is from RefSeq and is a predicted model, not a curated record.